Molecule: messenger RNA, 891 nt
Organism: Pyricularia grisea
Lineage: Eukaryota; Fungi; Ascomycota; Sordariomycetes; Magnaporthales; Pyriculariaceae
Exons: 1
Coding region: 1-891 (296 amino acids)
Source: RefSeq, a predicted model, not a curated record
AUGUUCUACACCCAGUCCUCCAGCCUGAGCUCUGUGCUCUGCGCUAUGCUCGUCAUCUCCAAGCAGGCAGGUUUCACGACCGCCUCGCCCGUCCCAGAAACCCCUCUGUGGGCCAGAGCAUCCAAAGGCGCCCCACAAGCCCUGCCCCUGAAGGCCGACGCACGGUAUCUAAAGUUCCAGCCAUCCAUGGACUUUGACACCGACGGCUGCUACAACUGGCCAGCGAUCGACAAGAAGGGCACCGUGAGCGCCGGCCUCCCAUCCGGAACCACGGUGCCGGCACGCAGCAGCGGCUGCCGCGACCCGUCGGACCUGGACAACAACAACGUCUACGCGCGGCGCCGCUGCAACCGCGGCUGGUGCGCCUACAUGUACGCCUACUACUUCCCCAAGGACGUGGGCGCAUUCCUCGGCGCCGGCGGCCACCGCCACGACUGGGAGCACGUCAUCGUCUGGACAAAAUCCGACGUCGGCACCGGGGGCGCGUACAAUAACGAGGGCGUCAUGUACGUGGGCGCGUCGGAGCACGGCGGCUACGACGUCAAGCCGGUCGCCAAGGUGCGCAUGGAUGGGACGCACCCCAAGAUCGUCUACCACCUCGACGGCAUCCGCACGCACGCUUUUCGCUUUGCCGACGAGGACGACGAUGAGAUCGAAAACGCAAAGGGGGUUUGGUUCCGCGGCGACCUCGUCUCCUGGGAUGGGUUUCCCAGCGGCGUGCGCCAGAAGCUCCUCUCAGCUGAUUUUGGCAGCGCUCAUCUCGCGCUCAAGGAUGGCGACUUUACUCAGGACCUCAUCGAGACUAUGAACAUGAGCGCCAUGAAGUACGGUCCGAAGAAAGACGAGUUUGACUGUGCUUAUGACGAGCAGCCUGCGACUGGUUCAAAGUAG